This is a messenger RNA of Brassica napus (rape), 4326 nucleotides long. RefSeq lists its product as uncharacterized. The transcript has a single exon. The coding region runs from base 943 to 1137 and encodes 64 amino acids. Lineage: Eukaryota; Viridiplantae; Streptophyta; Magnoliopsida; Brassicales; Brassicaceae. The record is from RefSeq and is a predicted model, not a curated record.
UAAAAUUCCAUAACAUAGUAUAAGUCAUAUGACUACAUAAUGUAUAUACAUGUGCUACAUCUACGUAUAGUUGGUCUCCCAAGAAAAUACAAAAUGGGCUGGUUGGAUUAACUGAUACAAAAACCAAUUAUGUUUUCAUGGUGUUAUAGAAUAAUAUAAACAUAGGGGUAUAACUGAAAAUCCAGGUAGAUUAAGGAAAACAUAUAAAAAACAAUAAUUAAAAAAGACAAUAAUCAAAGCAUAAAGUCGAGACCUUUGCAAGGUCAGCCUUUGCUCAAUUUUGCUUGGAGAGCAAAACACAAAGCUUGAAGCUUUCACUUUUGACGGCUACAGAGGGAGAAAGAUAAAUUUGUUUUCUUUUCUCCUUUUGGUUCAUCUGGGGAUCACGAAGGAAGUCAUAACUCCACACCAUUUUUGAAGGUGAGACUUUUGCUAGUCUCGUUGAUCUUGCUUCUCUUUUUCAUUAUCCAAUGGAAAUCUCGCUUCUUUCUUAGCAAUAAAGGGUUCCUCUUCUCCCAUUUGCGUUGUCAGUUUUAUGAGUCACGACAACGACUGUCUUCGGGAUCCGAUCCAAGCAGCUAACAUUUGGUGAUCCAUUCAAGAGGCUUUGAGAAGAAAUCAUUUUAGGCCCAAUUAAUUGUGAUAGCCCAACGUUUUUUAAGUCAAGAAAGUAACCCAUUUGCAAAUCGAUUUUUUCACUCGUUGAAGUUGUGUUUUUUGGUGGGACACAUGGCUUAAAAUGCCCUGUGCAUACUGAGGACGUGGAGGAAGGAGGAGAGAAACAAGUCUGUUUUAUUGUAUAAGAUUUUAAGUAGUUAAACAACAAUUUUGUGUUUAUACACGCAUAUACUUCACAUGGCAUGCAUGUGUUGAGAUAUAAAGACGAAGGCAAAGGAGUAAGAAUUUGAAGGUAUAGAGAAAGAGAGAGAAGAGAGAGGAUCAAUGCUGAUAAAGAGAAUAGAGCUUUGUAUCGAAAUUGUGAAGAGAACAAUGGAUUGCGUGGUGGUGGUAGCUGAAGCCGCGAGAGACUUCUUUAGCCAAGCUCCUCAGGCUCCGCCGGCUCUCCUCCGCCAUGGCCCCUAUUAUCACUCCAUCUCCUUUCAGCCUUCCGCUUACAUGAUUGGCUAUCUUCCCUGAGAUUGUAGCUCUUUGUAAUAUUUCUGUAAAUAGCAAAUUAAUGUAAAUUCUUCUUUUCCAAGAUGAUUUUUUUUUUGAUAAAGGAUUUAUCCAAGAUGUAUUUUUUUUUCCAAGAUGUAUUAUACGGAUCUAAACCUGGUCGGUGGUGUUGCAGCAGCUUUGACACAAACCACAAAGCUACAUAUCCAAGUUAUCUUGUAUACUACGUUGUUAUAAUUAAUCACGUCUCUUAUUUCACCUCAGUUUCCGAAUUGUUUUUGUAUGUGGGUUUAAUUUGCUUUGUGUUGUGGUUUUCCUCUUUGACUUUGUUUUCUGGUUUCUAAUAUUAGAAUUCGAUGUGGAACUAAAAAUAAACGUAAGAACUAAAUGUAAAUAUUGAUAUGAAAUGGGAUGAUUAUCUAUCAUAUGCCAUUUCAUGAAACUACAUUGGCCUCUCCAAAGGAGUUAUCUUCAUCAUUAUAACACAUUUCUUUGGAUUUUGAAGUUUUCGUCUUCAUCUUUUUCCGUUGUAAAUAACUAUAAUCAAGACCCAAUUAAAAAAAUAGUUAUAAGAGAGUUAUAAACAUAUGCUAGUAUAUAAAAAUACAAUACAAGAAACCAGUGUUUUUAAAACCAGACCGGCUAGCGAACCGGAAAUUUUUUGAGUCAUGGGUCAUUGUGGUUUAACCGGGUAUGAACAGAGUUCGAUCGGGUUUACUAAGAUUAAACUAAAUUUAAUGAUAUUUUAUAAAUAAUAUGCAUAUUCUUUUAAAAAAUAGAUCAUAUCAAAUAAAAUAUUUAAAUAGCCAUAAUGUGUAGAAAAACUUAAAAAUAACAAUUAAAAUCUAAAAUCAAUAUGAAAAACACAUUUAAACUUUAUUCGCAGAUCUUAUCACACUCUAAAUCUUCAUCACCUUUUAAAAGAAAAUUAUAAAUACACAUUAGGUAAAAAUUAUAUUUUGAAAUACAAAUUUCACAAACAUGAAAUAAAAUUUAAACAAAGUGAAAACUAGACAAAAACAAUAUCUUGACGUGAAUAUUAAACUUUGUGGAUCUUAUAAUUUAUGAGUUGUAGAAACGAAAAAAGAAAAAGACGAAAGACAAUACUUUAUUGAUAUUUAAUAAAUCUUAUUUUUACUUAAAAGGAAGAAAAUUAAUUGUUUCAUAAAUAAAAUUUUGGUUUAUAUACAAACCGGGGUUUGGCCGGUUCAUUGGGUCGCCGGUUUUCGGGUUUUUGACGGUUGGAUAGUGUUUUUAAAUGGUUUGAUUUUAGUUGGGUUUUAGUAUUAACCCAAACCGAAUUAUUUUUGGUUCAUGGUUCAACCCGGUCCGACCACCGGUUCGGUCUGGGUUUAAAAACACUGCAAGAAACUUAACAUAAAGUCUUCGAUUUUUUCUCUUUCUCUUAUUCCUUUAUUUAGAAUUCAUAACAUAUUUUACUACCUCCAGUAUUUAUAAUACGUUAUCAGAGGGGAGAAAAUUACUGUAAAAUAUAUAUGAAAGUUCUCAAACCUUCCCUAUAUCAAGUAUGUACGCCAAUAUGGACUACCUGUUUUGGAGAAAGAAUACUAUUAGGAAGCCAGAAGAUGAUAGAAACCCUUAUCCCUGAAUAAUCUAGUAUAUUUGGAAGGCAAGGAAUGAUAAGCUAUUCAGGAGUAUAGAUAGGAUCCCAUUGGAAUUAGUCAGAUAUGCAGAGAGUGAGUGUGAGGCCUGGUAUAACGCAAAAAGAUUCUAUACCUAUUCCUCCACAGGCACCAAUUGUUGGAGAAACACAAGCCUUAAGCUUGGAUAAUAUUUGUUUAGUGGAUGGUUCAUGGACCUCCAUAGGUCAAUUCAGCGGCAUUGGAUGGGUUUGGAAGGAUAGCACGGGAAAGAUCCAACUUAUGGGGACAUAGAACUUAAGGAGGCGUGAGACAGCAUUACAGUCGGAACUGGAAGCGCUAAAAUGGGCAAUGGAGAGCAUGCUUCAGCAUUCAACUUGUUAAAGAUUUGAGACAGAUUGCAAGGACCUGAUUGCAAUGAUAAAGGACCCCCAAGCAUGAACUUCUCAACUGAACUGGAGGUCAUUCAAAUUCUUCAGAUGUGUUAUUCGGACUUCAAGAUCAGCUACUUGCCAAGAACGCAGAAUGAAAUUGCUGAUUCUCUAGCUAGGAAUGCUCGUUCUUUUCAUUGAUCUCUUUGCUUUAUCGGUUGUUCUAUUCCGGUCUUGUUAUCCAGACCACCUCAAGUUUGAGUAAUAGAAUAGCUGUUUGUUGCAAAAAAAAAGAUGAAUGCAAAAUUGAACAAAAUAAAAAAUAAAAUUUCAUUUUGAGGAAUUAAAAAAAAUAAAAAGAUAUGAAUUUUUGUUCAUUUUGUUCCUCAUCAAAAUUACAGAGGGAAACUUUUCUUUAUAAAUUCAUUUUUCUAUAAAGAAUUUAGAAGAAAAAAGCGAGACUCACCUCUUAAUAAUUUGACUAAAAAUUUAACCUACCUGGUAUAAAUUUUGAGGAACAAAUAAUUUACCAUAAUUUUUUCUUUCGACUUGGUCACCAAUUAGAGUCAUUAUAGUUUGAAAUUGAUGAAAAUAUAUGUAUAAAUCAUUUAAUCUAAUUCAGAAUUGUUUAAGGAUUCAUGAAUCUCAGAACCAUUAAUAAACUCUUUAGAAAGUAUUUGUAAAAGUCACUGCUUUUAUAUAUUUAUUAAAUUUUGGUUAUACACAGUCAAAUAUCUAAAGAAGAACAAAAAACACGUUACAUCCCCAACAAUGAUCUAAUUUAUAGGUAGAAUAAAAUGUGAUAUAAGACGAUAUCCAAAAAAAUCGUCUAAAAGUUAAAUUCCCGUGCGAGCUCAAAGUCUCUACACAAUGAUCAAAGGGCAAGUUUCUGCACUUUUUUGUUGAUAACUCGGGAGUAUCCGACAGGUCGAGUUCGAACCGACUAGUUCCACGAGGCAUGUCUACCGGCGUUCAAUAGACUUGGUUGCUCGUAAUAGGAGUUAGAGAUACAUGUUGCUGGCCAUAUAUAUUUAGUGUCAUCUUACUAGACUUCGCCUACCACUAAACUAUCCAUGUGUGGUUCACUUUUUAUCAAGCCAAACAAGUCUAAAUUUAUUAAGAACAUGUUAUUUGCCAUAAAUCUCCUCCUUGCAGGUUAAAACUAUUUAGAUCCACCAUCCAUCGUACCAAAAAGAAAUUGAGAUCCAAGAACAUCCAUCACACUAGAAUUACACGCA